AUGAUUCGCUUCCUUACCCGGCCGGUCGAGCCAUGUGCAAACAAUUUGGCUUUCGCCCCCGGCGGUCGUUACCUAGCUCUUAUUGAAAGACGCGAAUUUCGUGACCACCUGAGCAUAUUUGACUGUCAUGCGAAUUGGGAGUUGUUGCGCAAUGUUCAGUUAGACACACAAGAUGCGGUGGGUCUGCGUUGGUCGCCAGACGGUCGAUUUUUGGCCGUGUGGGAUGAUUGUCUACGCUAUCGUGUGACUAUCUACACUGUCGACGGUCGUCACGUUCACAGUUUUUGUGCCUACGAACCAGGACAGGAUUUGCUGGGUUGUGGUGAAAUACCAUUUAUGGAAGCUUGCCCAAGCUAUGAUCAGAAAUGUCGCGUGUUGAACAGCUUCAACUGGUCCUGUCUGGUCAGUUUGACACAUCCGACUGAUAAACCUAUCAGUCCCAUUUUAGGCUUGAGUGCUACCGGCAAAGUGAUUCAAGUGGACGCGGACCUGGACUCCCAAGUACAAGAUGCGCAAAGGUCAUCGUCAAACUAUCGACCACAUCGAAUAGACGUAUAUCAGGAACAUCGGUCCGAUCCGAGUGCUUUCGAUGCGGAAUUCCGCCGUCCUCAAACUUCCGAAGUGUCUUAUCGCUUGGUGGAUGAUGCGAUUACUAUUGCAUCAACCAAGCCAGACCCUAAGCUUCCCAACCCAAAGGUAUGUUUUAAAAGUAGUGAUGCUCUUUGUAAUGUUUGCGGUCACCGAUAA
This is a messenger RNA of Echinostoma caproni, 747 nucleotides long. NCBI's taxonomy places the organism in Eukaryota, Metazoa, Platyhelminthes, Trematoda, Plagiorchiida, Echinostomatidae. The record is from the annotation of a GenBank genome assembly.